AUGGCGGAGUCGCUGUCGACUGGUCCAGGAGAGGAGAAGGAGGACAGGGAGCGGGACGGUAGGGCUGCCGCGGCCGAGAAGAGCACGACGACCGACGGGUCCGCGGAGACGCGUGGGUCCCGCGAUGAAAAUGGCGGCAGCGCGGGCAAGAGACGGAACCUGUCAGACCUGUCUCUGGUCAGAUUUAUAACUACAGAGCUCACCAGAGGCUAUUUCCUGGAACACAAUGAGGCCAAAUACACAGAACGCAGAGAGCGGGUGUACACCUGCCUACGUAUCCCCAAAGAGCUGGAGAAGUUGAUGACAUUUGGCUUCUUCCUGUGUCUGGACGCCUUUCUCUAUGUGUUCACGUUGUUGCCCCUCAGAGUAAUUCUGGCCCUUUUACGGCUCCUCACGCUGCCAUGCUGUGGCCUCAGUGGCUCCCGCCUGCUGCAGCCAGCACAGGUAUGUGAUGUCCUGAAAGGCUUCAUUAUGGUGUUGUGUUACUCAAUGAUGAGCUACGUGGAUUACGCCAUGAUGUACCACCUCAUCAGGGGACAGUCUGUCAUCAAACUGUACAUCAUCUACAACAUGUUAGAGGUGGCCGAUCGCCUGUUCUCCUCAUUUGGUCAGGACAUCCUGGAUGCUCUGUACUGGACGGCCACUGAACCCAAGGAGAAGAAGAGAGCGCACAUAGGUGUGAUUCCUCACUUCCUCAUGGCCGUGCUCUACGUCUUUCUUCAUGCCAUCCUCAUCAUGGUUCAGGCCACAACUCUCAAUGUAGCCUUCAACUCCCACAACAAGUCUCUGCUCACCAUCAUGAUGUCAAACAACUUUGUGGAGAUUAAGGGAAGUGUGUUUAAGAAGUUUGAAAAGAACAACCUCUUCCAGAUGUCAAACAGUGACAUAAAGGAGAGGUUCACCAACUACAUCCUCCUGCUCAUCGUUUGUCUGAGAAACAUGGAGCAGUUUUCAUGGAACCCUGACCACCUGUGGGUGCUGUUUCCUGAUGUAGUCAUGGUGAUCGCCUCAGAAGUUGCCGUGGAUGUUGUCAAGCACGCUUUCAUCACCAAAUUCAACGACAUCAGCGCUGAUGUAUACGGAGAGUACCGAGCCAGCCUUGCCUUUGACCUUGUCAGCAGUCGACAGAAAAAUGCUUACACAGACUACAGUGACUCUGUGUCCAGGAGAAUGGGCUUUAUCCCGCUUCCCUUAGCUCUGCUGUUGAUCAGAGUAGUAACAAGCUCAGUGAAAAUCCAGGGGUCACUCUCCUUUAUGUGUGUGUUGCUGUUUUACUUGGGGAUGAUCACUCUCAAAGUGCUCAACAGUAUUGUUCUGCUCGGAACGUCUUGUGUGUUUGUCAAAGAGGCUAAUAUGGAAGAAAAGCUCUUCGACCCUCCACCUUCUGCCGUCUCCAGCCGAGUAAACUCCAGAGCUAACCGCACCAAACACGUUCACACGUCACCUCAGCAAGAAUCCACUGCAGACAAAGGAGGAACACCUCUGGCAUCAGACAAUUCUCAGCCCAACACCACUGCUGAGAGCUCUGCCCCCACCAUUCCCAAGAGCGACUCAGACACAUUCCUGACGACGCCUGACGAAGAGGAUGAUGACAAGAUCAUCAACACUGACACAGGACUGGAAGGAGAUGGACUCAAAGCCAGAACGCCCAAGAAAGACUUGCUAGAGAUAGACCGCUUCACCAUCUGUGGCAACAGAAUAGACUGACGGCCACAGGAACAAGCCAGUGUCCUGGAAACACAGCAAGGUUCAGGGAUCAGACACGGGUCAUGGAGCGUGCUCAGAGCGGACUUAUCCUUGUGCACCUGACCGCAGGAGUAUUUAUUUAUUUAUUACUGAAAAAAAACCAGCCAAGGCAUCAAGCUGUUACUACAAGCAACAGAGGCUGCUUCAGAUGUUUCCAGCUGGUCCAGUUCCAUUUCAGGUAGACUCUGAGUAUGAGUCGCAGUCGUCAGGGCAACCUGCAGAAAUGGUCAUUGGUGACGGCAAUGCAGAAAAGUGGCGUACACAGCUGGAGCGCAGCACCAGUGUGUGUAUGUGUGAUGGUAGAGACGUGACAGCUGGACUGUGCGAGUGUGUUCAAAAGCACAAUUAAAAAAUAUUGCGAGGAGUCGUUUUUAGACAGAACAAAAAACGUGUCAAUUUUUCAAUUUUUUUAUUUUCAGAUGUUUCACAAAUAAUAAUAUUUCAAAUGAAGUUUUUAUGAAAAAUCUUAGACCUUCUUCCUAAAAUCAACUGUGUUUAGCUACAGGAUUAAGACUCAUCGUCACAAAAACACAUCAAUCAAUCAUAAAGUCGAUCUGCAGACACCAACACUUAUUUAACUGAGUUUUUGUGAUGAGCUCAUAUGUUCAACACGAUGAAUAUGGCAGCAGUGACAGCACCUUCAGGUCAAACAGUUUGGACACAGUCAAUAGUUUGGAGGUUUUAGUGUCAUGACAUUUGUGUUGAUAUUGUUACAUCAAAGCACUGAUGCUAAACAGUGCCUGAUCGUUAAGACUGAAGUGUUAUUUGAAGUGAUCGCCAAGCCAGACGGGUUCAGCAGAUAUUUCUUUUUAAAGUGAUUUUAAAAGCUUUCCUGUACAGUACGUGUAUACACUCAUCGUUCAAGCAUGCAGCCUCAGAUUAUCAUUUCAUCAACAUCGGCUUAUAGCAAUUUUUACAUUGGAAACUGUGAACUACGGAAAUGUCUCAGUGAAGUGCGACUGUGUGCUUGGUCUCAUUUUAACUUCAUGGUGUGUGACACCAGCAUCAACUGAACAUAUUUUUCAGUUUUUCAUUGUUAUCUCAAGAGUGGUAUGAAAAGUUAAAAUUACAUGUAUGCAUGUAAAACUGUCAAAUCUAAAUGACAAGAAACAGGAUGGAGUAUUCAUGUGAAAGCAGUGAAAUCUGGAGCUGAGCAAAAGCUAAAAGCAGGUUUGUGCCGUAAAGGUUGUUGUUGGCAUUGUUUGGUGCGGUUGGCUGCUGCUGGCUUUAAAUAUUAGAAGAGGCUCUGGAAAAAAACCUAUGUGCUACAAAAAGUCUGACUGUUGAUGCUGUGAAAACGCUGUGUGCUGUGUAAUCAACUAUGUGUAUCGAACAACUCUAUCUGUUCUGAAGUCCCGGACAAAUGUUAAGUUCAACCUCUCAAUCUCUGGUUUUUGCCUCUCAUGUAUCAUUGUUACAUACAAACUAAAAUUUAAAAACAAAAAUGCUUGUUGAUAUAGACAGUUGGUUUUCACAAUAAUGUGUCUACAUUCUAUGAGUAUACAUUUCUUGUUACCAGGGAUUCAAUUAGAGUUGCAACUUCUGUCCAAUUUGAUCAAACCUGGGAAAUUGACGGUCUUGCGAAGCACAAAAUCUAUGUGUUAGGUCAAAACCUCUUGACACAGGAGCAAAUUUCCUACUGAAUUAGUUUCACACUUUAUGUUGAUCAAACUUAUUAUUAGUUGAAGACAAGUGAUGGACAGUGUGCAGGAUUCUUUAUCAUGCUGUGGAUAGAAUAUGUUUCAAUCCAGAUGGUCCCAAAACGUCUUUACGAACCUGAGAAGAGAAUAUUGUUACUGCGUUGCGAGGCAUUUAUGGUUCAGGAAAAUAGUCUUACCUCAGCUGAGACCUAAAUGUGCUGGUUGUUCAUGAGAGGCACAAACCUGAGAUUAGUCCAACCUCACUAUGGGAGGACAUUCAAUACAGGAACAUAACUGCAUAUUUAUAAAUGAAGGAUCAAGAGUGUGUGUGAGUCAUGAUGGUGUGUGAAGUGUGUUUGUGUCUGUGUGUGAUUGCAGUGCAUGAAUGGUUCUUACUACUUGAUGUAUGAAUCAUAUCAGAUCACGACCCAUCUGUGUAAAGCAUCUCCUCACAUGGUAGAAGGAGAAUAAAAUAUUUUUUAUUGUAA
Molecule: messenger RNA, 3874 nt
Organism: Paralichthys olivaceus (Japanese flounder)
Lineage: Eukaryota; Metazoa; Chordata; Actinopteri; Pleuronectiformes; Paralichthyidae
Gene: tapt1b
Product: transmembrane anterior posterior transformation 1b
Biological process (GO): positive regulation of cilium assembly
Cellular component (GO): endoplasmic reticulum membrane; ciliary basal body
Source: RefSeq, a predicted model, not a curated record